Messenger RNA from Hydractinia symbiolongicarpus, 2484 nucleotides. Its product is annotated as TNF receptor-associated factor 3-like. Gene Ontology annotation, cellular component: plasma membrane signaling receptor complex. The coding region runs from base 187 to 1626 and encodes 479 amino acids. The transcript has 6 exons. Gene Ontology annotation, biological process: regulation of canonical NF-kappaB signal transduction; positive regulation of JNK cascade. The record is from RefSeq and is a predicted model, not a curated record. NCBI's taxonomy places the organism in Eukaryota, Metazoa, Cnidaria, Hydrozoa, Anthoathecata, Hydractiniidae. Gene Ontology annotation, molecular function: zinc ion binding; protein binding.
AAGAUCGAUUUUCAUAAGUGUUUUGUAGUGGUUAGUGCAAGUUUAUUUUUGUAUAGCUUACGUUGUGAUAUAUUAAAAUGUAGUACUGACUAGUAUAAAUGCGUCUGCUAUAUUGAAACUCUGUGAUCACAUUGUUUAUGGCACUAGCGUUAAAAACAGAUAUAAGGAUAAUUGUGUAUAAUUACCAUGGCGGAGUGCAAUGGUGGAUAUGAUGCCAAUUUUGUGACAGAGGUACAUGACCUAUUGAAAUGUGCUGUAUGUCAUUUUGUGUUAAAAAAUCCAGUAAUUAUUGUGGAGUGUGGACACAGGCUUUGUAAAGAAUGCUUUGAAAACACGAAAGAUUAUGCAAUAUUAAGAGGAUUUGAAUUGUUAUGUCCGCUCGAUAGAGCUUUGAUAGAUAAAGAAAAGGUUUUUCCAGAUAAAGGCAUUGAAAGAAGUAUCUUGGAUUUACCAGUAAAAUGUGAUAACUUUGACAAUGGAUGUGCAUGGACGAAUGAAUUGAGACAGUUACAGGUACAUGUGAAUGUGGAAUGUCCAUUCGAAACAAUCACUUGCCUUCAUGAUGGCUGUGACGAAAGAAUUAUGAGAGGUGCACUUCCACAACACGAGGAAAAGUGUCCUAUGAAGGAAUGCAAUCAAACGCAAAAAAUCAAGCAUUUAGAAUCUACUAUUGUUCAAAUCAUGGAAAGACUGGAAGUAUGUGAAAAUCAGUUAAAAUUAAAUGAUCAAGAUAAAAAAGAUAUGUCAACGUUAAUAAAGUUUAAAGAUGAGCAGUUGGAUAACCUGACUGCAAAUAUGAAAGAAAAAGAUUUGCAAUUGGAAGAGGUGGAAAGAAAAUUACAACAGAACGAAUAUGUAUUGGAUAAAAUAAUAAACAGCAUUGAAAAAUUAAAUAACAUAGUAAGUAGCAACGCAGAAAGAAUCAGCGCUAUUAGAAAGGGCGUCCAGGAUAACGAAAGCGUUGGGAGGAUUAAGAAAAGAUUGAACAAUCACGACAAAGUUUUGGAUGAGGUAAAAACAAAUUUUGCAGAAGUUAAAAUAUGUAUCAUCGAAAAAGAAAAUGGCGUCCAUGAGAAAAUUAUUCAAUAUUGUAAACCCUUUGAAGAAACAUUAAAAAAGACAAAUGCCCUAAUAGAUGGUUUAAAAAGUGAAAUAAAAUCUAUACGUCUUUUACAAGAAACUAUACUUGUGGGUUACUUCGAAUGGCAUAUCACAAAUUGUCACGAAACACGCUUAGAAGAGUAUACAGAAAGUUUGCCUUUCUCAACCUUAAAUGGUUAUUUAUGUUAUUUGUGUGCAGUGUGGCCAGAUGAAGAGGUAGAAGCUAUUGGAAUUUAUUUUCAUCUACUAUUAGGUGAGAGAAAUUGCGAUCUUGUUUGGCCAUUCAAUUUGAACGUUACCUUUGAGUGUUGUAGCAUAGACAACGUUAAACAUAAAAGGUCUAUUCAACUUGACGAGUCAGACACUUUAUGGAGAGAAAAACCGACUGAGGAAUCAGAAGGACUGGGUUUCGGGCAUUCCGACUUUUUGCUAAAACCAGAUCUUGAUAAAUGCAUAAUUGAUGAUAGCAUUACAAUUAAAUGUUAUAUAGAAACAAUGCAUAAGAAAUGUUCCUCUCUUGAUUAAUGUUCUAACUAAAAAAGUUUCAUUCUUGUUAUCUUUCCUUUAUGUAGAAUCAUCACAUAAUGAAGAGCAUUGUUAUUUAAAUUAGGUUUUGUUAUUAAGGCGUAUUAGAUUUUAAAGAAGUGAGUAUUCAUAAAUUGCUCUUAGAAUAGAUAUUAUAGUUUUGUAUGAAUAGGCCAGGGCAAGUAACGCGGGUUUUAAAUUUUUUAAAAGGGCGUUAAAGGCAUUCAAACACUUACAUGUCAAUUACUUUUCUUUUUUUUGUUUAAAUUAACGUUGCCCUUAACUUUAAAGGAUUAGCAGUUCCAGCAUUGGGCCGAAGAAUAUGAUUUUUCGCGUCCCGCGUCGCUACGUCUUUGGAAACAUAUAUAUUGUUAAUUAGUUGUUGUACUUGUAGUUCUUAAGAGAUAUAGAUGUAAUAUAUUGAGUUACGGCUACGGAAAGCACAGGGUGUGACUAAGCUGAAAUACUACUAGUGCGAGUUCUUGAGUCUUUCCUGUCUUAGAAAUUAGAAAAUAAAAAACGUUAUUUUCUGUUAAUCACAGAGAAUUGAGAAAUAACUAAGGUAUAUUCAAUUGUGAACGAUGCUAUUGAAAACACCCAUUUAUCGUGUCAUGUAUAACAAAAAUAAAUUUUUUACUCAAAGUCUCUCUACAGUAAUAAUAUGGCUUCGUUUUUUUUGUGUCUUAUAAUUAUAAAUUUUUGUAAUACAAAGUAAUUACGUAAAAAGGACGUGAUUAUUCUCUUUGUAAAUGCUUUUUAAAUUUAGAAUUUAGAGUAAGACAAAUGCUUCCGAGCUAAACUUUAAUCGUGAGGCUGUUAUUUACAUGUCUAUUCUAUUAAUACUAUGUGUUCAUUGGU